AUGGGGCAGCGGCAGCGGAGCCCCGGGGAGGCAGAGGAGGGCUGCCCUGCCGAGGCUGCGGCGGGCAGCGGCAGCGGCAGCGUCCGCGGGCGGCUGGCAGAGUCCUGGCGGCGGCUGAGCUCCCGGCGCGGCUCCGCUAAGCGCGGUGGACCCUCCGCGGUCGCUCCCCCGGCACAGAAAUCAUGGAUCGAAAGAGCAUUUUACAAGAGAGAAUGUGUUCAUAUCAUACCCAGCACCAAAGACCCCCAUAGGUGUUGCUGUGGGCGUCUGGUAGGUCAACAUAUUGGACUGCCUCCAGGCAUCUCUGUUAUUCAGAAUGAGAAAAAUGAAAGCAGGCUUACUCGCAAUGACAUCCAGUCGGAGAAGUGGUCCAUCAACAAGCACACCCAGCUCAGCCCUACGGACGCUUUUGGAACCAUUGAGUUCCAAGGAGGAGGCCACUCCAAUAAAGCCAUGUAUGUACGUGUGUCUUUUGACACAAAGCCUGACCUUCUUCUGCAUCUGAUGACCAAAGAGUGGCAGCUUGAGCUCCCUAAACUUCUUAUCUCUGUUCAUGGGGGUCUUCAGAAUUUUGAACUUCAGCCAAAACUCAAGCAAGUCUUUGGAAAAGGCCUCAUCAAGGCUGCUAUGACAACUGGAGCAUGGAUAUUCACUGGAGGGGUGAACACAGGAGUCAUUCGGCAUGUUGGAGAUGCACUGAAAGAUCAUGCCUCAAAAUCUCGAGGGAAGAUCUGCACUAUCGGUAUAGCUCCCUGGGGGAUUGUAGAAAAUCAAGAGGAUCUGGUUGGCAAAGAUGUGGUGCGACCAUACCAGACGAUGUCCAAUCCCAUGAGUAAAUUGACAGUGCUCAACAGUAUGCAUUCUCAUUUUAUUUUGGCUGACAAUGGCACUACUGGUAAAUAUGGAGCAGAGGUGAAACUUCGUAGACAGCUGGAGAAGCACAUUUCACUUCAGAAGAUAAAUACAAGAAUUGGCCAAGGAGUUCCAGUGGUGGCCCUCAUUGUGGAAGGAGGUCCCAAUGUGAUCUCCAUCGUUCUGGAGUACCUGCGAGACACUCCUCCUGUUCCUGUGGUGAUAUGUGAUGGCAGCGGUCGGGCAUCUGACAUCCUUGCCUUUGGUCACAAAUACUCUGAAGAAGGAGGACUUAUCAACGAGUCUUUGAGGGACCAAUUACUAGUUACCAUACAGAAGACAUUCACGUAUACCCGAACCCAAGCACAACACCUCUUCAUUGUCCUCAUGGAAUGCAUGAAGAAGAAGGAGCUGAUCACAGUAUUUCGCAUGGGAUCAGAAGGACACCAGGAUAUUGAUUUAGCUAUUCUGACAGCAUUACUAAAAGGAGCGAACGCGUCUGCUCCCGACCAGCUGAGCCUUGCGCUAGCGUGGAACAGAGUAGACAUCGCCCGCAGCCAGAUCUUUAUUUAUGGGCAGCAGUGGCCGGUGGGCUCCCUUGAGCAAGCAAUGCUGGAUGCACUGGUGUUGGACAGAGUGGAUUUUGUGAAAUUGCUUAUAGAAAAUGGAGUAAGCAUGCAUCGUUUUCUCACCAUCUCCCGGCUAGAGGAACUGUACAAUACGAGACAUGGACCAUCUAACACUCUGUAUCAUCUAGUCAGGGAUGUGAAAAAGCGAGAAUAUCCAGGUUUCGGUUGGAUCUAUUUUAAGGGAAACUUGCCUCCUGAUUAUCGGAUAAGUCUGAUUGAUAUUGGUUUGGUGAUAGAAUACCUGAUGGGAGGAGCAUAUCGCUGCAAUUACACCCGAAAACGGUUCAGAACACUCUAUCACAACUUAUUUGGGCCCAAGAGGCCAAAAGCCCUGAAACUGUUGGGAAUGGAGGACGAUGUCCCUUUACGGCGAGGGAGGAAAACAACAAAAAAAAGAGAAGAAGAAGUUGAUAUUGAUUUGGAUGAUCCUGAGAUCAAUCACUUCCCCUUCCCGUUCCAUGAGCUGAUGGUGUGGGCUGUGCUGAUGAAACGUCAGAAGAUGGCUCUCUUCUUUUGGCAACAUGGGGAAGAGGCUAUGGCUAAAGCACUAGUGGCCUGUAAGCUCUGUAAAGCCAUGGCCCAUGAAGCAUCAGAAAAUGACAUGGUGGAUGACAUACCACAAGAGCUGAACCAUAAUUCCAGGGACUUCGGGCAGUUGGCAGUGGAGCUGUUGGACCAGUCAUACAAGCAGGAUGAGCAAAUGGCAAUGAAGCUGCUGACCUACGAGCUGAAGAACUGGAGUAAUGCCACAUGCCUGCAGCUCGCGGUGGCAGCCAAGCACAGGGACUUCAUUGCACACACUUGCAGCCAAAUGCUGCUCACUGACAUGUGGAUGGGCCGUCUCCGGAUGCGUAAAAAUUCUGGCCUAAAGGUAAUUCUAGGAAUUCUACUUCCUCCUUCAAUCCUCAGCUUGGAGUUCAAGAACAAAGAUGAUAUGCCUUACAUGUCCCAGGCCAGUGAGGUCCAUCUUCAAGAGAAAGAGCCAGAGGAACCAGAGAAGCCAGCAAAAGAUAAAGAGGAGGAAGACAUGGAACUCACCGCAAACAGCAGGACCAGCCCACAGGACCCCGUCUGCAGGCAGGCAGAAGGACCUGCCUACAGGAGCCAAUAUGCAGGCAAGCCGAAGGAGCAGCCCACCAGACUCACCUACAGGACCCGUUUGCAGGCCAUGCUGGGACGAGGGAAUGGAGAGUCCUCAAGAAAGAAAGACGAAGAGGAUGCUCAGCGUAGGCACAGGCUGCUCCCUGUUGGAAGGAAGAUCUAUGAGUUCUACAAUGCUCCCAUCGUUAAAUUUUGGUUUUACACACUGGCUUAUAUAGGCUACUUGAUGCUGUUCAAUUAUAUAGUGUUAGUGAAGAUGGAUCGCUGGCCAUCUACACAGGAAUGGAUUGUCAUCUCGUACAUUUUCACUCUGGGAAUAGAGAAGAUGAGAGAGAUAGUCAUGUCAGAGCCUGGGAAACUGCUACAGAAAGUAAAAGUUUGGCUCCAGGAGUACUGGAAUGUUACUGAUCUGAUAGCUAUCCUCCUGUUCUCCGUCGGGAUGGUGCUCCGUCUGCAAGAUCUGCCACUCCGAAGUGAUGGCCGAGUAAUUUACUGUGUUAAUAUCAUUUACUGGUACAUACGGCUAUUAGACAUCUUCGGAGUAAACAAGUAUUUGGGACCAUAUGUUAUGAUGAUUGGGAAAAUGAUGAUUGACAUGAUGUACUUUGUCAUCAUCAUGUUGGUGGUUCUGAUGAGCUUUGGUGUUGCAAGACAGGCUAUUCUGUUCCCCAAUGAGGAGCCUUCGUGGAAGCUGGCGAAAAACAUUUUUUACAUGCCUUAUUGGAUGAUCUAUGGGGAAGUGUUUGCAGACCAGAUAGACCGUAAGCAAGUUUAUGAUUUUCAUACUUCAAAGUCAGCUCCUUGUGGUCAAAAUGAAACCAGAGAAGAUGGCAAAAUAAUCCAGCUACCUCCCUGCAAGACAGGAGCAUGGAUCGUUCCUGCCAUCAUGGCCUGUUACCUCUUGGUUGCAAACAUCCUUUUGGUCAACCUUCUCAUUGCUGUUUUCAACAAUACAUUUUUUGAAGUCAAAUCCAUAUCCAACCAAGUAUGGAAGUUUCAAAGAUACCAGCUAAUAAUGACAUUUCAUGAAAGACCUGUACUGCCACCCCCUCUCAUCAUUUUCAGCCAUAUGACUAUGAUAUUCCAACACCUCUGCUGCAGAUGGCGGAAGCAUGAAAGCGAUCCAGAUGAGAGAGACUAUGGACUAAAACUUUUCAUAACCGAAGAUGAAUUGAAAAAAGUCCAUGAUUUUGAAGAGCAAUGCAUAGAAGAAUAUUUUAGAGAAAAGGAUGACAGAUUCAACUCCUCCAAUGAUGAGAGAAUCCGUGUCACUUCAGAAAGGGUAGAGAACAUGGCCAUGCGUCUGGAAGAAGUAAAUGAGCGAGAGCACUGCAUGAAGGCCUCUCUGCAGACUGUGGACAUCCGGCUUGCUCAGCUGGAAGACAUGAUGGGACGAAUGGUAACUGCCUUAGAAAAGCUGACUGGCAUAGACAGAGGUGAGACAACCAAGAUAAGAUCCAGGACCUCAUCCGACUGUACUGAUGCAGCCUACAUUGUAAGGCAGAGUAGCUUCAAUAGUCAGGAAGGAAAUACUUUCAAACUUCAAGAGAGUAUAGAUCCCACAGGAGAAGAGUCCAUGUCCCCAACAUCUCCUACAAUCACGCCCCGCAUGCGAAGCCACUCUUUCUACGCAACAAAUAUGAAGGACAAGUUUGCACUGGAAAAGUUUGAAAGCAUUUUUAAGGAAAGAUCUCCAAGCCUGCAUCGGACUAUCAGUUCCCACUCAAUAACAAAAGAAGGAAAGGUUCCUUUAGCCCCUACCAGCACCUUGUCAAUUGCCCCAGACUCCAGAAGGCCUUCGUCUUGUAUAGAUAUCUAUGUUUCUGCCAUGGAUGAGAUACAUUCUGACACAGAGCCUCUCGAGAGCUCCAUGAAUAUUCUUGGUACUGGAGACGCAGAGCUGCAGGCUCACAUAGCCUCUUCUGUUUUAGCUAACAGUGCAUACAUCAGCAGCACACCAGGUGAAAAAAUUUCUGGCAGGAGUCUUGAUUACGAGGAAACCUCUGGAAUAGAAACAAGACCAUUUUCUUCAGACUAUUCACAAAUUGCAGAUUGCCAGAUCCCCUGGGAUUCUGACCCGCCCCUGUACCACACUUUAGAGCGAUCUAAAAGCAGUCGUUAUCUGGCUACAACUCCAUAUAUUCUGGAGGAAACACCAAUUGUGAAAUCCCACAGCUUUAUGUUCUCUCCAUCUCGAAGUUUCUUCAGCAGCGUGGGUGUCCCAGUCAAAACAGCAGAGUACACAAGUAUUACAGACUGCAUAGACACAAGGUGUGUGAGUGCUCCGCAGGCCAUAGCAGAGAGGGUCAGCUUCCCUGGAAGUCUUGGAGUCAAAGUGGAAGACCUGGGAAGCUGCCACCCAGAGAGAGAAGCUGAACUAAGCCACCCAAGCUCUGAUCAUGAGGAUAUCGAGGCCAAAGACAGGAAGGGGAUCCCCUUAUCUCCUCAAGAUGCCAGUGCUCCUGCUCUACCCAACAGCAUCCCACUUCCAAAAAUAGAGCGAGCCAACAGCUACUCUGCAGAGGAGUCAAACACUUUGUAUGCCCAGCACACACGGAAGAGCUACUCCAUCAGUGACAAACUUGACCGACAGCGAAAUGCAACAGGCCUUAGAGACCCCUUCCAGAGAAGUAAGUCCUCAAGGCCAGAGAGCAGAGGGGAUAACCUGUCCAUGAGGAGACUGUCAAAAACUGGAGCCUUCUGCAGCUUUGAAAGCAAACACAGCUAG
Molecule: messenger RNA, 5310 nt
Organism: Calypte anna (Anna's hummingbird)
Lineage: Eukaryota; Metazoa; Chordata; Aves; Apodiformes; Trochilidae
Gene: TRPM3
Product: transient receptor potential cation channel subfamily M member 3
Exons: 27
Coding region: 1-5310 (1769 amino acids)
Biological process (GO): protein tetramerization; monoatomic cation transmembrane transport
Cellular component (GO): membrane
Molecular function (GO): monoatomic cation channel activity
Source: RefSeq, a predicted model, not a curated record